Molecule: messenger RNA, 2171 nt
Organism: Diorhabda carinulata
Lineage: Eukaryota; Metazoa; Arthropoda; Insecta; Coleoptera; Chrysomelidae
Gene: cin
Product: gephyrin
Exons: 2
Coding region: 293-2134 (613 amino acids)
Biological process (GO): establishment of synaptic specificity at neuromuscular junction; glycine receptor clustering; Mo-molybdopterin cofactor biosynthetic process
Cellular component (GO): postsynaptic specialization; cytosol; cytoplasm
Molecular function (GO): molybdopterin molybdotransferase activity
Source: RefSeq, a predicted model, not a curated record
CAAUUUUUAUUUUUUCGUUUCAUCUAUAUGAAAUUUUUUAUUGAAUAAGGACGAUUUUUGUCUAAAUGCAUAUAUUCAAAAAUUGACAUUUUGGUAGUGAACUUUUUGCGCGCGCAUGCAAAUUUAGUGUCUCGAAUGUUAAAAUGUGAGGUUGUAGUAACAAAACAAUGAAAAACAAUAUUUAUAACGAUAAAAAUAAUAAGAGGGUGUCAAAGUGAUUAGUAAUAUUUUUCAUUAAAAAAAUAUACGGCAAUUAAAAACACAUACAAAGGAUAUAAUUUGAGAAAGAACAAUGUCCGUUAUAAAAUUUGGAAUACUCACAGUUAGCGACACGUGUUACAAAGAUCCUACUAAAGAUACUUCCGGUCAAAAUUUGAAAGAUAUUAUAUCAAAAUGGAGCCGAUCAAGCGAAGUAACGUCACGGAAAAUCGUCCCCGACGAAAUAGACGAAAUAAAAUCCGUUCUUAUAAAAUGGAGCGACGAAAAAAUUUGUGACGUCAUUUUGACAACCGGCGGUACCGGUUUCGCUAAAAGAGACGUAACACCCGAAGCAACGCGUACAGUUAUAGAAAAAGAAGCUCCUGGACUUAGUUACGCUAUGAUAUCGAAUAGUUUAGCGAUAACGCACACGGCGAUGCUUUCGAGGGCUGUAUGUGGAAUAAGAUCACAAACUUUAAUAAUUAAUUUACCGGGUAGUCGAAAAGGAGCAGCCGAAUGUUUCGAAUUCGUAAAAGACGCCAUACCGCACGCGGUAGCUUUAUUAAAAGACGAAAAAGUACUGGUAACGUUAUUACACAAAACAGUCCAACACAAAGGAGCCGGAGACGGAUCUGUACGUAGUAGAGUAAAAGUCAAUAACGUGGCGUCGAGAAUAAGACAAUCGCCUUAUCCUUUAAUAGAAGUUGCUAAAGCCACGCAGAUCGUUUUCGAGAAUUGUGUACCGAUUGAAGAAUCAGAAACUGUUUCAUUUGAUGAAUCAAUCAACAGGAUAUUAGCGGAAGACGUUUACGCUUUAGAACCGGUUCCGUUAUUUAGAGCUUCGAUUAAAGACGGAUACGCCGUUAUCGCAGAAGACGGCGCCGGGUUAAGAAACAUCAAAGAAGUAACGGCGGCCGGCGACGCUCCGCUCGAUCAAAAAUUAAAACCCGGCGAGGCUGUAAGAAUAUCUACGGGGGCUCCUCUACCACCAGGUGCGAACGCCGUUGUACAAGUAGAAGAUACCACAUUGGUAAAAGCCUCCCCCGAUGGUACCGUGGAAGUUACCAUUGAAAUAAAAGUACCGCCGAAAUUGAAUCAAGAUAUAAGAGAAAUAGGCAGCGAUGUACCUCAGAAUUCACUAGUUUUGAACAAAUACGAUCGGAUUAAACCAGCCGAUAUCGGGGUAAUGGCGAUGUUGGGUAAAACGAAAAUUAACGUUUUCAAACGAGCUUCCGUCGGGGUUAUAUCGACUGGAAACGAAUUAAUAGAUCCUAGAGGGGUAGCGGAAGUAUUACCCCCCGGAAAAAUACGAGACGCUAAUAAAUUUACUUUGACGCAAAUACUUGGAAAAUACAGUUACGAUCCGAUGGAUUGCGGUAUCGUUAGAGACGAUCCGGAUUCGGUGAAAUCGGCAUUAGAAAAAGCGUUUUCUAGUAACGACGUGGUGAUCAGUAGCGGGGGUUUAUCGAUGGGGGAAUUCGACGUUCUCAAACAAGUUCUCGUCGAAGAUUUCGGCGCUAAAAUACAUUUCGCUAGAGUUAAUAUGAAACCUGGUAAACCGACGACGUUCGCCACGUUGGUUUAUAAAGAAAAACGAAAAAUUUAUUUCGGUUUACCGGGUAAUCCGGUAUCGUGCGGAGUGACUUGUUUGUUGUACGUUGUACCGGCGUUGAAAUACAUGGAACGUUCUUCUAAUUACAAAUUUCCUAUAAUCCGAGUCGGCGGAUUAGAAUUGGUUAAUAACGAUCCGAGGCCCGAAUAUCACCGAGUACGGGUCAGCGUGGAUCCGAUUUCGGGCGAAUUUAAAAUGCGUUCGACCGGAAAUCAGAUAAGCAGUAGACUUAAUAGUCUCGUAGGCGCGAACGGUUUGGCCGUAGUUAAGAAGGGCGUCAAAACGAGUACUUAUAACGUUAUGUUGUUUGAUGAUCUGUUAUAACUUGUCUUUGUUUGAGGAAAUAAAGAUCUGUUUUGAA